UUGAUUCUCUCUCUCUCUUUCUCUUUUAUUAGUAAACAAAAACAAAGUGUUUUUGACUUUCUCUCUCUAUCAAAACCAAAUGCCUAAAUAAACCCUUCUCUAUCUGUUUUCUUUAUUUUUUGCAUGCUCAUCGUCUGCUUUCCUUGUUCUCUCCUUCUUCGAAGCCAAAGACUCUCUCUUCUCGACCACUUCCCUUGUAUCUCUCCCUUUCUCUCUAUAUUUCUAUAUUAUUCCUUCUCUUAGGAAACUUAAAGAACAACAACUACUACUAAACAUCAAAGCAAAGCAAAGCAAAGCAAAAGGAAAUCACGUAGAAGCAAAGAAUCGAAAGCCAACAGCUUUAUCCAAUGGCAGUUGAAGCUCCUCAUAUGAAUCUUUUCCCUCCUCAGUUAAUCACCAACAGCAGAGAUUUUUUCAAAACAAAUCAAGGGAGUGGCAAUAUAUACAAUACCCAGAUGGAUUCUUGUGUUCCUUUGGUUGAUACAAUGCAUGAAGCUUCACAGCUUUUUCCAUUAAAUCAAUCCCUUGUUUGUGAUCCAAUUUCUGCCAAAACUUCAAUCAAUAAAGCUGAUAGUGGCCUUACCUAUAAUAUGAAUAUCCCAGUUUCAGCUCCUAGAAAAAGGCCUAGAGAUUCAUUCAUCAACGGCUUUGAUUCAUAUAUAGUCCCUCAAAAGAACAAAAUUUCCGGUGUUUCCUCUGUUCUUGACGAUGAUGUGUUCUCACAAAUCCAACAACAACACCAAGAAAUCGACCGUUUCAUUGCUGAACAUACAGAAAAAGUGAGGUUGGAACUCGAAGAAAGAAGAAAGAGACAAUCUACAAUGUUGAUUACGGCAAUCCAAGAAGGGGUUGUGAAGAAACUGAAGGAAAAAGAUGAAGAGAUACAAAGAAUGGGGAAACUAAACUGGGUUCUUCAAGAAAGGGUGAAAAGCCUAUACAUGGAGAACCAACUGUGGAGAGAUUUGGCACAAACAAAUGAAGCGACGGCCAAUUCCCUACGCACCAAUUUAGAACAAGUCCUGGCUCAUGUUAGCGAGGAACGCCAUGUGAGCGGGGGAGGCGCAGCCGCGUUGGCCGAUGAUGCAGAGUCUAGCUGUGGCAGCAGUGAUGAAGGCUGGCGCAAGGUUAUUCCACCCCAACCACAAGGGCAAGGGCGUGGCUGUGUCGGUGGUGAUUGUGGUGCGCAGGAUAAGGCGGUGGUGGUUGGGAAUAAUAGGAAGUGUAGAAAGUGUGGUGAGAAAGAGUCAAGUGUGCUGUUGCUGCCAUGCAGACAUCUUUGUCUUUGUACAUUGUGUGGGUCCACCCUGGUAUGCAGUUGCCCUGUUUGUGAUUCUGUUACCAAUGGCAGUGUUCAUGUUAACAUGUCAUAAAAAAAAUCUCUCUCUCUUUUGUAGAGUUCUCAGUGAAAAAAAAAAAAAAAGGCAAAUGCAAAUAUCUUUUUAGAAAUGGAUCACAGAAAAAAUUUUCAUUAUUAGUAUCUGUUUCAUCUCAUUCUUUUCCUAUUUCCUUUCUCUCUUAUUUUUUGUUCCUUUCUUGUUCAAGCAUCUGUUUUUACCAUUGAGAAUGGUGAUUUCUAGUAGUAAGAAGAAGGCCAACUGGUGAGAGUUGCUGCCUGUAAGAGUUCUGUUUUUACUAAUUCAUUUUGCAGCCAAAGCCACAAAACUUGAACAAGAAAGGAACAUGCCAAACUGUGUAAAGUAAAAUUGUCAAAGUUAAAGCAUUAUUGUUCGCUUACUAGGUGAGGACAAUUAUUCAUUUU
This is a messenger RNA of Durio zibethinus, 1759 nucleotides long. Its product is annotated as BOI-related E3 ubiquitin-protein ligase 1-like. The record is from RefSeq and is a predicted model, not a curated record. NCBI's taxonomy places the organism in Eukaryota, Viridiplantae, Streptophyta, Magnoliopsida, Malvales, Malvaceae. Gene Ontology annotation, molecular function: ubiquitin-protein transferase activity. Gene Ontology annotation, biological process: regulation of programmed cell death.